AUGGCUAGAUCAUUAUCAUUGUACAGUGAGCUUCAGCGUCUGAAACCUGGGCAUGUACUUUUUAAGCCAAAACAUAUCAGAUCUAGAGACAAAUUGCUAUUAAAAUAUAAAAACACAAGAAAAUGCAAGAAGGAACCUAAAAGAGCAAAGCUAACUAAGCCACUGCUAUUAAAAUCAGCAAGAAAAAAUGUGAAUCAAUGCUUGCAACGCAAUGGAAAAUUGCUCUUUGCUUGGGAUGGCAAUAUUGUAAAGCUAAAUCUAAAAUCUAUGAAAACGGUCCAGAAAAGUUCUUCUCUAAACCUCACAUACCCUGGAGGAGUAGUUAUGUGCGCAAUUCCAGAUCAAAAAUUUUUUUGCGUUGACUGUCAGGGAGGAUGAAUAUUUGUCUUUGACAUAAAACUCAACAUUUCUAUAAUAAAAAGUGUAGAGCUAAGGAAAUGAGGCACAAUUAUCUAUCUUAACGGAUUAAUUUACGAAUUUUUAGAUAUGGAAAAUAGUUAUCGAGCACUAGAAACGUAUGACUUAAAGACUGAUAGGCGCAAAAAAGUAGCGCUUAUCAAGAAUGAUGGUUUCGGCAUUGGUGUCGUUUGCGCUGUCUUUGAAGAAAAAAUUGCUUUUACAGCAAAUGGAAGUGUCAGAAUUUUUGACCCUUUUUGCAAUAGUUGUUCAGAGGCAUUGAAAUUAGAUCAUCAAUGAGGCUUUACUCUUUUAGUUGCAAAUGAUAAAUUGUAUUGCAUUCAAUCUCAUGGCCUUGUUUUUGAAAGCAUCGCGAGAGACUUCACGCAGUGGAUUUGCAUUGGGAGAAACACAAUUUGCUAUGGUAUUUAUGGUCUGCCAUUAUAUUCGUUAUAUGAUGGCUCGAUAUAUUUUGUUGGCGCCCCAGUAAAUCCUUCUUUGUAUGAGUUCAAUCUAAAAACUCGAAAAAUUGUGUUUAUUGAUCAUUUAUUUUAA
Molecule: messenger RNA, 951 nt
Organism: Blepharisma stoltei
Lineage: Eukaryota; Ciliophora; Heterotrichea; Heterotrichida; Blepharismidae
Source: the annotation of a GenBank genome assembly